AUGAAACUCUUCGCUCUUCUUCUGCUUGUGCCUUUGGCUAGUGCACGAGCUGUACGAUACCACCACCAAAUACCCAUUGUCGAAGAACCCCUCGACAAACACACUAGCGCGGAAGCACUUGAUGCGCCUCCCAGCAUCGGCGUCCAUUUCACAACAUCACAAGCAGUAGCAGCUGCGCGGUACGCAAACGGCACAACAAUCGACGUGGCCCAAAUCCCCGGAGAUGCCGAAUACAUAGACCUAAUGUCGCGGUGGAUGACACCACACACUUCAUCAAAUUCUCCAAACGACAGCAGAAUCCUCACAGAAUUCCUAUCAAAAGUCCACGCAACCCUCGAAAAUAAACUCAAACACCCAAUCACAAAUAUCACAUCGGCCGUCACAUUCCCUUUCUACGGAUCCCAUGAGAAGGACUUUGAAAACGCUUUACUAUCAGCCGGCCUCGCUCUAUCGGAGGAUACCCCUUCGAUAUACUCGGAAGCAUAUGCCACACACGCCGGAUUAGAACACGCAACAUGCGCUUCCGCAACACUCCCCCACCAACAUCAACACAUCCUCGUUCUGGCCUUCGACUCCAGUUCCUUCAGCGCAAGCAUGCACGAAACCAGCUGCUCCCCCACCAAGACCAAAACACCAACCCCACACUCCCACAUGAUCAACUACGUCGCGCGAAACGAUCUCGGUUGGUGGAGUCUCCCCGUCUACGACGCCCCCCGCGCAAAGUUCUGGGCGAAGCUGCAGGAAGCUGUUGUUCACGCUGUUGCCGGAUUGGGUGUGCCGCCGGGCAAGAUUGUGCUACUGGGGAGUCAUGGUCAAGAUAAGGAGUUCAGGGUGGAGGUGGAGCAGGCGCUGUGGAGGGAGUUGGAGGUAGAUGUUGGAGCGUUGCUUGGGAGAUGGGGUGGAAAGGCGGAGAAUCAGUGGUUAGCCGCGAGAGGGGCGGCGGGGCUGGGAUGGCGGAAUCAGAUGAGGAGGUGA
Molecule: messenger RNA, 975 nt
Organism: Alternaria ethzedia
Lineage: Eukaryota; Fungi; Ascomycota; Dothideomycetes; Pleosporales; Pleosporaceae
Exons: 1
Coding region: 1-975 (324 amino acids)
Source: RefSeq, a predicted model, not a curated record